UGAUCUACACACACGGAUAUAAAUUCCCAUUUCUCAAUUUCAUAUAUGUUCCGUCACCAAUCACCAUUCUUGAAUCUUCUAAAAUUCAAAUCAUUACUACCAAAAUGGCGCAAGAGAAUGGUUCAAAUCAUAGGUACCUAGCAACAUUCCUCAUUAGCUUGGUAAGUUUAAUCUCGAAUGGCUAUGCUUGGGUUGGUGUGAACUGGGGAACAAUGGCAACCCACCAACUUCCACCUAAGAAAGUUGUUAAGAUGCUUAUGGAAAACGGGUUUCGAAAAUUGAAGCUAUUUGAUGCAGAUGAUAGCAUUAUGGUAGCUCUAAUGGGUACUGAUAUUGAAGUCAUGCUUGCAAUACCAAAUGUUAUGUUGCAUAAGAUUAGUAACACUCCUAAAGCUGCAGAUUCUUGGGUUUACGAAAAUGUUACCUGUUACUUGUUCACUGGUGGUGUCAAUAUCAAGUACGUUGCUGUGGGUAAUGAGCCUUUCCUUAAAGCAUACAAUGGUACCUAUCUAAAUAAAACCCUUCCAGCUCUUAAGAACAUACAAACUUCACUCUACAAAGCAGGGCUGGGAUCAAAGAUCAAAGUUACUGUUCCAUUCAAUGCAGACAUUUACUAUUCACCAGACUUAAAUCCACUGCCAUCAGCAGGUGACUUCAGGCCUGAAAUAAGAGACCUCACUAUUGAAAUAAUCCAAUUCCUAUACUCAAACAAUGCAACCUUCACAGUCAAUAUCUACCCUUUCCUUAGUCUUUAUGGCAAUGAUAAUUUCCCAUUUGAUUUUGCAUUUUUUGAUGGAAAGAACAAACCUCUUCAAGACGGCAAAGCAGUUUAUACCAAUGUGUUUGAUGCGAAUCUGGAUACACUUAUGUGGGCUUUAGAUAAAGCAGGAUAUCCAGAUUUGCAUGUUACAGUUGGUGAAGUUGGGUGGCCAACUGAUGGUGAUAAGAAUGCAAAUGCCAAAAAUGCAAAGAGAUUCAACCAGGGUUUUAUUAAACAUGCUCUGAGUGGUAAUGGUACCCCUAAAAGAAAAGGAAUGAUGGACUUCUAUCUAUUCAGUCUCAUUGAUGAGAAUGCUAAAAGUGUUGCUCCUGGAAACUUUGAGAGGCAUUGGGGGAUUUUUGAGUUUGAUGGAAAGCCAAAGUAUGAAUUAGACAUAAGAGGUAAACAUAAGGAAAAUGGUCUUGUACCUGUUGAAGGGAUUAAGUACUUAAAAAAGAGGUGGUGUGUUUUAGAUCCAGAUGCUACUAAUUUGGAUGAUCUUGCUCAUAGUAUUGACUAUGCUUGUACCAAAUCUGAUUGUACAGCUCUUGGUUAUGGUUCUACUUGUAACAAUCUAAGUCUCCAAGGGAAUGCUUCUUAUGCUUUCAAUAUGUAUUAUCAAGUAAAUAACCAGAUGGAUUGGGACUGUGAUUUCUCUGGUUUGGCUAUCAUUACACAUGAGGAUCCUUCUGAAAAAGGAUGUCAAUUCCCUUUGAUGUUUGCUAGCGGUUCUUCUUUUCUAUUGCAUGAAGGGCUCUCAAUGAUCCUGAUUUUUUGCUAUGUUUUGGCUAUAGCUUAACAGAUUUCAGAAACCAGGAAACAGUAAAGUUUCUUGUGACUGAUUCAAUUUUACUGUUAGAUUUUAGAUUUAGGAGGAGGCUAUUAGCAUGUAAGUUUGUUUUCUGUAUUUGGUUAUCGGGAAUCUUGGGACUCCAACUAUGUAGUUUUUCCUGUUGCUUUUUUCUAGUAUGUGACUUUUACCGACAAAAUGCAUUGUUUAUUCUAUCGGCCAAAUAUAUACAAGACAUGACAAACUACCAAUUAUAUGCAGAAUACAAUACAUUUUUGUUCAUAUAAAAUACCUAUCAUUUAAUUUUAGUCUCGAUUUUUUACUAGUGAGUUAAAUCUCCACUUAUUCUAUACAUUAUCAGAAUUGGACAUUAGUCUUGUAAAAAAAAAAAAGGAAUUGGUGAUUGGUCACAAGUGAUUGGCCUACGCUCCUAGACAGGCAAAAAUGUAUGUCAGCCCUUGCCAUGUGAAAUUUAUAAAAUGACAUUAAAAGAAUGCUACGUAAUAAUUUACAGCUUGAUCUUUC
Messenger RNA from Cicer arietinum (chickpea), 2075 nucleotides. Its product is annotated as glucan endo-1,3-beta-glucosidase 5-like. The record is from RefSeq and is a predicted model, not a curated record. Gene Ontology annotation, biological process: carbohydrate metabolic process. Gene Ontology annotation, molecular function: hydrolase activity, hydrolyzing O-glycosyl compounds. NCBI's taxonomy places the organism in Eukaryota, Viridiplantae, Streptophyta, Magnoliopsida, Fabales, Fabaceae.